Musa acuminata AAA Group (dessert banana) is the source of this 4794-nucleotide messenger RNA. RefSeq names its product ATP synthase subunit beta, chloroplastic-like. Gene Ontology annotation, molecular function: ATP hydrolysis activity; proton-transporting ATP synthase activity, rotational mechanism; ATP binding. Gene Ontology annotation, cellular component: chloroplast thylakoid membrane. The record is from RefSeq and is a predicted model, not a curated record. The transcript has 2 exons. Gene Ontology annotation, biological process: proton motive force-driven ATP synthesis; proton transmembrane transport. Lineage: Eukaryota; Viridiplantae; Streptophyta; Magnoliopsida; Zingiberales; Musaceae. Bases 8 to 1843 code for a protein of 611 amino acids.
UAUAAUUAUGAGAAUCAAUCCUACCCCUUCUAGUCCUGCGGUUUCCACACUUGAAGAACAAAACCUAGGGCGUAUCGCUCAAAUUAUUGGCCCAGUACUGGAUGUUGUUUUUCCUCCGGGCAAGAUGCCUAAUAUUUAUAACGCUUUGGUAGUUAAGGGUCGAGAUACUAUUGGUCAGCAAAUUAAUGUGACUUGUGAGGUACAACAAUUAUUAGGAAAUAAUCGAGUUAGAGCUGUAGCUAUGAGUGCUACAGAUGGACUGAUGAGAGGAAUGGAAGUGAUUGACACGGGAGCUCCUCUAAGCGUUCCAGUCGGUGGAGCUACCCUCGGACGAAUUUUCAACGUUCUUGGGGAGCCUGUUGAUAAUUUAGGUCCUGUAGAUACUAGCACAACAUCUCCUAUUCAUAGACCUGCACCUGCCUUUAUACAGUUAGAGACGAAAUUAUCAAUCUUUGAAACAGGAAUUAAAGUAGUGGAUCUUUUAGCUCCUUAUCGCCGUGGAGGAAAAAUCGGACUAUUUGGAGGAGCUGGAGUAGGUAAAACAGUACUCAUCAUGGAAUUGAUCAACAACAUUGCCAAAGCUCAUGGAGGCGUAUCUGUAUUUGGCGGAGUAGGCGAACGUACUCGUGAAGGAAAUGAUCUUUACAUGGAAAUGAAAGAAUCCGGAGUAAUUAAUGAAAAAAAUAUUGCAGAAUCAAAAGUAGCUCUAGUCUACGGUCAAAUGAAUGAACCGCCGGGAGCUCGUAUGAGAGUUGGUUUGACUGCCCUAACUAUGGCGGAAUAUUUCCGGGAUGUUAAUGAACAAGACGUACUUCUAUUCAUCGACAAUAUCUUUCGUUUCGUCCAAGCAGGAUCAGAAGUAUCCGCCUUAUUGGGGAGAAUGCCUUCUGCAGUGGGUUAUCAACCUACCCUUAGUACAGAAAUGGGUUCUUUGCAAGAAAGAAUUACUUCUACCAAAGAGGGAUCUAUAACUUCGAUCCAAGCCGUUUAUGUACCUGCGGACGAUUUGACCGACCCUGCUCCUGCCACGACAUUUGCACAUUUAGAUGCUACUACCGUAUUAUCGAGAGGAUUAGCUGCCAAAGGUAUUUAUCCAGCAGUGGAUCCUUUAGAUUCAACGUCAACUAUGUUACAACCUCGGAUCGUUGGCGAGGAACAUUAUGAAACUGCGCAAAGAGUUAAGCAAACUUCACAACGUUACAAAGAACUUCAGGACAUUAUAGCUAUUCUUGGGUUGGACGAAUUAUCCGAAGAAGAUCGUUUAACUGUAGCAAGAGCACGAAAAAUCGAGCGUUUCUUAUCACAACCCUUCUUCGUGGCAGAAGUAUUUACUGGUUCUCCAGGAAAAUAUGUUGGUCUUGCAGAAACAAUUAGGGGGUUUCAACUGAUCCUUUCCGGAGAAUUAGACAGUCUUCCCGAGCAGGCCUUUUAUUUAGUAGGUAACAUCGAUGAAGCUACCGCGAAAGCUAUGAACUUAGAAGAGGAGAAAGUGAAAGAAAUAAUUUUAUCUACUAAUAGUGGCCAAAUUGGCGUAUUACCAAACCACGCCCCUAUUGCCACGGCUGUAGAUAUAGGUCUUUUGAGAAUACGCCUCAACAACGACCAAUGGUUAACGGUGGCUCUGAUGGGUGGUUUCGCUAGAAUAGGUAAUAAUGAAAUCACCAUUUUAGGAAAUGAUGCGGAAAUAAGUACUGACAUUGAUCCGCAAGAAGCUCAACAAGCUCUUGAAAUAGCUGAAGCUAACUUGAGUAGAGCUGAGGGUAAGAGACAAGCAAUUGAAGCGAAUCUAGCUCUCAGACGAGCUAGGACACGAGUAGAGGCUGUCAAUGUUAUUUCCUACUAGUCAAGUCAAUACAUCAAAAUAAUAAAGAGAAGUUUUUAAAAAGUUCUUUAUUAUACACCACAUGUUGAUUCUGCCAAUUGAACACAAUCAAGUCUAAUCUGAUAAAACAAAAAAAGAAGAUGGGGUAGAAAAACUUAUUAGAUAUCAUUUCAUCGACUCCGGUAUCUAAUAAGUUCUACCUACUAUUGGAUUUGAACCAAUGACUCCCGCCGUAUGAAAGCAAUACUCUAACCACUGAGUUAAGUAGGUCAUUUAUCACCACAAAAAGAACCCAUCACUUCGGGGAUUAUAGGUGGAAUAUUAUUUCUAAGCAAUACUAAUCUGUUCUGUUAAGCGUAAAUAAAUCUGUUCUGUUAAGCGUAAAUAAAAUAAAUAGAUCAGAGAGCUAUGAUGUGGAUUAUGGAAUAUCCAUCUUGACAAGAAAUUAUCUAUAUGUUAAGAUGUCUAUGACAAGGGCUAUAGCUCAGUUGGUAGAGCACCUCGUUUACACGCGCGCCAAUGCUUUUCAAAGGAGCCUAUUAUGCAAUGAACAUAAUUGAUCGUAUUGAGAAAUCGAUGUCUUACUCCAUAGGUUCGAGGGAACAAGAGAACAAUAGCCUGACAAAUAUUUGGUUCGGUCCGAUUCAGGCGCGAAUUCAGUUGCCAAAUCAAAUAGAACCCGCCAUUGAUUUGAUAGUUGAUAAGGUAAAUACCCAGCCCAUUCAAUGCUAGGCAUAAUGAGUAUAAGGGCCUCAAAAUAACCUCUUUUCGUCCUAUGAACUUUAAGGUGUAUGAAGUCUCAUAUUCGACUGUUGCAGCGGAGCGAUAGAGAUUCCAUUUAACUUAGGUUGAUCUAGGCCGAAGGCAGACCUAAGUCAAGAUAACCCUUCUUUGAAACACUUUGGUAUUGCUCCUAGAUCAGAAUACAAAUAAUAAAUCAGAGCACAUGGAACCAUCUCAUUAUCUUCCUCUAAAGAAAAAAUAUGGUGGACUAACUGAUCUUUACAUCAGUUGAUGAAAGAGCCCAAUGCAACAAAAUGCAUGUUGGGUCUUUGAAACAGUUCGAAUCAUUUCGAUAAUAAUCAGUUUGAUCUGUUUUACCGAGAAGGUCUACGGUUCGAGUCCGUAUAGCCCUAAUCCUAAUAUAUUAUAUUUUUGUUUAGUAUAUAGUUUAGUGUUUAGUAUAUAGUUUAGUAUGGUUUUCAUUUCUAUGGGACCAACCAAGUCUAAUCCUAAGUCACAUGGGUCUAGGACCUAUUCUUUUCUUGGUCUUGGGUCUUGUCUUGUAUUUGGAGAAUCCCCCUAACUAAUCACUAAUCGUUUUUUGGCAGAACAAGAGCAACCUUAUUGAUUGAUUCAGAGAUAAUGGAGAGAUAACGAAUUGGGCCUAAAUAUAUUAACGUUUCUUCUUCUAUAUUCUAUGAGUUGAGUGGGUUUGUGGAUUUGAUUUGGUCCGUCGAAUCAUUCGAUAAUGUGUGAUUCUUUCUAUUUGAAAAUGUUAUGUAAAUCAUUUAUGAUUCCGUCGAUUAUACUACUCCACUCUUUGCUAUGUUUCAUUGUCUAGUAUAGGUUUGCUGUAAAACCUUUUUCUUGUAGCGAAAUCUAACCCAUUGCUUGGUCUUACCAUUAUAUUAUUAAGCGUUAUUGCCGUAACAAAACAAACAAGUAUUUUGGUUCAUUCCAAAUCGUAAUCUUUGUUUAGUAUUAGAGAUUGGUCCGAAAUAGAAUGAAUCUUUCAUUCUAACUCUAAUGAAAUAACUCGAUUCUUCUUAUUUAUUUCUGAGGAGGUGGGAUAGUACAGGUUCCAAGUUUCCAAUUUUUUGUAUAGAAAGAUAUAAGUUGUUAUAUGUCACCUCUCAAUUCAACGGAUUGAAUCAAUUAAGAAAAAUAGAAAUGAAAUCUAGGACAAGAAAAAGAUAAAAAAUCAUUCGAUGCAUUAGAUUAUGUAUUCAUAUUCGUAUCAAAUCAAUAGAAGCAAUGAUCCUAUACCCAGAUUUUAAUGAAAAAGGAAUACUUCGAAUAAUAUAGAAUAUGCUAGAAAUCCCUAGACAUUUUACCCCAUAUGACUAUUGAAAAAUUUAAGUUUUAAAAAAAGGAAAUGAAAUUAUUAUUAUUUCAUUAUGUUGAUUAUAUAUAAUCAACAUAGUAUUCUAAUGAAUAUAGUAUUCAUAGUAUUUAAUUAUAGGAUAUUUACUUUACUAUAUUAUAGGGUAUUGAUAUUUAUUAUAGUUAUAGGCAUAGGAAUAGUUAUAGGCAUAGGAUAUUUUAGUAUUUUAUUACCUUUUUCUAGAGGAUAGAGAACCCAAGACAAAGUGAGAGAGUUUUGUUUGUGUAAGAGCAUCCUAUGUCUACACCAUAUCUAAAUAGAAUCGAAAUCCAAAAUGUAAGUGGGAUUCCAUUAGAUGAAUCUUUAAACAAAACAUGCCCCACAGCAAACAAACUCUAAACUAUGCAGUUUGAUUUGAUCAAAAUCAAUUCUUGUUUCGCCUAAGAUAAGAAGUUAUGGAUGAAUUGACAAUUCCGAUUCGAAUCGAAUAAUUCAGCAUAUUCCACAUUAAUAGGAGUACAUUUAUGUUUCUGCUUCACGAAUAUGAUAUUUUCUGGGCAUUUCUAAUAAUAUCAAGCGUUAUUCCUAUCUUGGCAUUUGUAAUUUCCGGAGUUUUAGCCCCGGUUAGUGAAGGACCAGAGAAGCUCUCUAGUUAUGAAUCGGGUAUAGAACCCAUUGGGGAUGCUUGGUUACAAUUUCGAAUCCGCUAUUACAUGUUUGCUCUAGUUUUUGUUGUUUUUGAUGUUGAAACGGUCUUUCUUUAUCCAUGGGCAAUGAGUUUCGAUGUAUUGGGUGUAUCUGUAUUUAUCGAAGCUUUAAUUUUUGUGCUUAUCCCAAUUGUUGGUUCAGUUUAUGCAUGGCGAAAAGGAGCAUUGGAAUGGUCUUAACUGAAUAUUCAGACAAUCAAAAUAAAAAUGAAGGAAAA